Messenger RNA from Maudiozyma saulgeensis, 1383 nucleotides. NCBI's taxonomy places the organism in Eukaryota, Fungi, Ascomycota, Saccharomycetes, Saccharomycetales, Saccharomycetaceae. The record is from the annotation of a GenBank genome assembly.
AUGAAACUUGAAUUAAGUUCUGCAAUUUUAAAGGCAACGGAUCCAAAACUAAGAUCAGAUAAUUGGCAAUAUAAUAUUGAAGUCUGUGAUAUAAUAAAGAGAGAUCCUGAAGAUAACGGUAAAGAUGCCAUACAAAUGUUAUGCAGAAGAUUAGAACAAGAUGAUGCAAAUGUUAUUCUUAGAUCAUUAUCUGUAAUAAUGGCAAUUGCAGAAAAUUGUGGCUCAAGGUUACAACAGGAAAUUAGUUCGAAAUCUUUCACAAAUUUAUUAUAUUCUUUAAUUGAAAAGAAACAAAUUCAUUACACCGUUAAAAUCGAAAUUGUUAAAUUAGUUCAUCAAUUAGCAAAAAGUUUUAAAUCGGAUCCAUCAUUAAGAUCAAUGAAUGAUACUUAUAAAAAAAUUAAAAAAAAUUAUUCAAAUUUAAUAGUAUCAGACAAUAAAACAAUUUCAAAGAACACUACAAAUAAUAAGACAAAAGAGGAAAAAGAAUUGGAAGAAGUCUUAAAAUUAUCUCUACAAGAAUUUGAAUCACAAAAGAAACCCGAACAAAUUAAUCAUAAUGAAUCAUCAGUACCUUUACAGAAAAACGAACCAUUAACUCCUAAAGUUGUGAAGAAAGUUAGAGCAAUGUAUGAUUUAAAUUCAUCUGAAAAGGAUGAGUUAUCAUUUAAGAAAGGAGAUAUUAUAAUUGUAUUAGAACAAGUCUAUAGAGAUUGGUGGAGAGGUACAUUACAUGGGAAAAUUGGUAUUUUCCCAUUAAAUUAUGUAACUCCCAUAGUCGAACCAACCAUCGAAGAAUUACAAAUUGAAAAUUCAAAAGAAAAUAUGGUAUUUCAACAAUAUGAUAAAAUUAAUCAUUUACAUCAAACUUUAAAAAAUUCUUCACAAACAACAAUUAAUAAUGGUAAAGAUAUUACACAAGAUGAACAAAUUAAUAAUUUAUAUGGUACUAUAACUCCAUUAAGACCACAAAUUACUAAAAUGAUUGGUAAAUAUUCAAGAGAAAAAGAUGACAUUACUUCAUUGCAUCAAGUAUUAGCUCAAGCUGAACAAACUUAUAAUCAAUUACUCGAUCAAGCUGCCAAUGCUUAUAAACCUGCACCAACAAUGACAUAUCAACAACAACAAACGUUGCCUGCAGGAUAUCAACAAAAUUAUCUUCCUCAAAUUGGAAACACAUAUGCUAAUUAUCAACAGCCACAACAGAAUAAUGCGCAAUUCUAUCCACAGACUCAAGGUCAGUUCCAACCUCCUCCCCCUGCUGCUGGUCUAGUUAAUCCACAGAUGCAACAAUAUCAGGACAUACAACAACCACAGCAGCAGCCGCAACAGCCACAGACACAACAGCCGACUUACCAACCGAGUAACGUACCCAUGAGAUAA